GAAUCCACCACAGAGAGAAGAUGCUUCUGAGGCAUGGAUUCUUCAAGUUCAGAUCCUCCUUGUAACUGCCAAUGAAUGAGCAAAAAUCUCAGCAGCUCACUCAUCUGCGACGAGAGAAACAAAAAUCCCUCUGCUCUCUCUACUAGCCAGAGCCAGGCAGUCUGGUUUCUUUCUACACAUAGUCCUCCCACCACAUCUCUCUCAUCAAUCUAGUAGCUUGCCUUCUUCCAGGCCAGGCCAGGUGACAACAAGGGAAGGCGAGAGGUCGAUUUUUUGUGUACAUAUUCUCUGCACCAGUAAUUCUCCAUCCAUCCAUCGUUUAUUCCUCUGCUUCGAGCUUCCGUCCUCUGCAUACCUAUCAAGUGUCGCGUCGUCUUGUCAGAGCUCGCAAUCAACAUGUGCGAUUGGUUGUCUUCUGCAGGCGCAUGCGCGAAAAACUGAGGUGAUCGAUCGAGAGAGGGAAUAAGAGUUGGUUGCACUUAAUUCGCAAAGCACUUUAAAUUUGGAGGGAGGCAUCCUGUUCCAUCACUCAAUCAAUCUCUCCUCCAUCAGUUAUCGUGCGUGUCGCUGCCACAUAUAAGUGGCGUCAGAUGAGUGCACGGUCCUGCUGCCUCGGCGCCGCGCACCACGCGCACGCGGGGGCCUCCUCCUCUUCCUCCUGGCCGUCCAUGGCGCCGUGGAUCAUCGUCGACUGCUCCAGCCUCAGCUGGCUCCUCUUCCGUGUCUUCACCUACGACGCCACCCACAACCACCACAACUUCGCCAAGCCCGGCCUCUAGCACACGCCUCUUCUGAUUGUCUUCUUCCACAUCAUCCUUGCUAGCAAUUCUCUUCUCGUCAGUGGUGCAACCAAGUACCAAGCCCGGUCGAGCAUGUCCGGGCCUCGGCGGUGCGGCAGCCGGCGGCCGGCGGUAGUGGGGGACAACACCAACGGAUACGUCGAGACCGAUCCCACUGGUCGCUAUGGCCGGUUCGACGAGCUGCUCGGCAAGGGCGCGAUGAAGUCUGUGUACCGUGGCUUCGACGAGGAGCGCGGCGUGGAGGUGGCGUGGAACCAGGCCAGCCUGAGCGACGUCCUCCGGACCCCCGACGCGGUGCAGCGCAUGUACUCGGAGGUGCAGCUGCUGAGCACGCUCCGCCACGACGCCAUCAUCGGCUUCCACGCGUCCUGGGUGGACGUGCCCCGGCGCACCUUCAACUUCAUCACCGAGCUCUUCUCCUCCGGCACGCUCCGCUCCUACCGCCUCCGCUACCCGCGCGUGAGCCUCCGCGCCGUCCGGUCCUGGGCGCGCCAGAUCCUGCGCGGCCUCGCCUACCUCCACGCCCACCGCCCGCCGGUGAUCCACCGCGACCUCAAGUGCGACAACCUCUUCGUGAACGGGCACCAGGGCCAGGUCAAGAUCGGCGACCUGGGCCUCGCCGCCGUGCUCCGGGAGGCCGGGCAGGCGGCGCACAGCGUGAUCGGGACGCCGGAGUUCAUGGCGCCCGAGAUGUACGACGAGGAGUACAACGAGCUGGUGGACGUGUACUCGUUCGGCAUGUGCAUGCUGGAGAUGCUCACCGUGGAGUACCCCUACAGCGAGUGCUCCAACCCCGCGCAGAUCUACAAGAAGGUCACCGCCGGCAAGCUGCCCGACGCCUUCUACCGGGUGGAGGACGGGGAGGCCCGGCGGUUCAUCGGCAGGUGCCUUGUCGCCGCGUCCAAGAGGCCGUCCGCGGCAGAGCUGCUGCUGGAUCCGUUCCUACUCGACGAUCAUCAUCACGUCAUGUCGACGACGUCGUGUGCCGCCGUGACGAUGGCACCGCCGCCAUUGCCGCCUGCUGGUCCUCCUUCUUCUUCGACCUGCAGCAGUUCCGAUGUUUCGUCGUUGGGCAAUGAUCAUCAGGAUGUAAGUGAGGAUGCAGACGAUCCUCUAGUGGCCAGGACGACUGAGAUGACCAUCACCGGCAAGCUGAACGCCGAGGAGGACACCAUCUUCCUUAAAGUACAGAUCGCCGACGAGACAGGGAAUAAUGUUCGGAACAUCUACUUCCCGUUCGACAUGGUGAACGACACGGCGACAGAGGUGGCGGAGGAGAUGGUCAAGGAGCUGGAGAUCAGGGACCGGGACCCAUCGGAGAUCGCGGCCAUGAUCGAGCAGGAGAUCGAGAGGCUGCUUCCCGGGCGAAAGCAGCAGCACGAGUAUGCUGUGAACGCGGCACAUGAUGAUGAUGACGACGAAAGCGAGGAGCGCCCUCCUCCCUUCUACUAUCUCUCCUCUUCCCCCACCUCCUCCCAAAGCUCUGUCUGUCCCUACGCCUCCGAAGACUUCUCUCGCCCACAAGGCGGUGCCUGGUCCAAAGAUUAUGGGUACUACUGCGCUUGUUUAAGCGACGACGAUGACAUGAGCUCCUCGGGGAAUCAGGACGAGGCCCAAUCACCACGACCUGAAGUCGUCGGAGGGCCCAGCGGAUUCUCAAAGGCCCAGCCCAAGAACACGAGAUUCGGCAGCUCCCUGGCUCGGCAGCUGCAGCGGCAGUGCAGCAUGUCGCCGCACGCCGGGCGGCCGCGGCGGCGGGAGGACGAGGACCGGCACGGGAGGAGGGGGAGGAUGACGCGGAACCGGUCGAUGGUGGACAUGCGGAGCCAGCUGCUGCACCGGACGCUGGUGGAGGAGCUCAACCGCCGCCUCUUCUUCAACACCGUCGGCGCCGUCGAGAACAUCGGCUUCCGGGCGCCGACCACCACCACCACCUCCUCGUCGUCGUCGACGCGUGGCAGGAGGAGCAGAGACGACAAGCAUCACCAGAACUACGUCAUGCUUUGAGUAAUCUGGUUUUUUUCUGUACAUGGUGCGUGGAAGCCAUAUGGCUCGAGAGUAAGCACUGUAGGACAGUAGAAAAUUAGUGCAGCCAGUAUGGUUUGUUAAGGACUUAAGAUAUAGAUAUAUAUAUAUAUAUAUAGCUUAUCAUUCUGUA
Panicum hallii is the source of this 2958-nucleotide messenger RNA. Its product is annotated as probable serine/threonine-protein kinase WNK8. The transcript is spliced from 4 exons. Gene Ontology annotation, molecular function: ATP binding; protein serine/threonine kinase activity. The record is from RefSeq and is a predicted model, not a curated record. Gene Ontology annotation, cellular component: cytoplasm. Lineage: Eukaryota; Viridiplantae; Streptophyta; Magnoliopsida; Poales; Poaceae. Gene Ontology annotation, biological process: protein phosphorylation; intracellular signal transduction. The coding region runs from base 873 to 2807 and encodes 644 amino acids.